CUGCCAUGGGCACCGCCAACGUCCCAUUCACAAAUCUCUACCCACACCAUGAAGGCAGCUUGCAUCGCGUUGGCAGCGCUGGCGACCGCCGCCCACGCCCUGGACGUCAAGUUGUCGGGUAUCAACUACAACCCGCGCAAAGGCGCGGACUGGGACGCGGAUGACGCUCGUUGUAAGUCUGUCGACGAAGUCCGUGCCGACAUGAAGUUGCUGGCGGCUAUCACGUCCAACAUUCGACUGUACAGCAUGACCGACUGCAAUCAGAUGGAGAUCGUGGUGCCUGCGGCGAAAGAGGCGGGACUGACGGUCUGGGCUGGCAUGUGGAUUGGCAAGGACGGCGCGGGUUUCGAGAGCGAGAAAGCCAAGCUGUCCAGCCUGAUCGAGAAGAAGAUCAUCGAUAGCUCCGUCGUCGGCCUCCAUGUCGGCAGCGAGACCGUGUACCGUCAAGACUUGACUCCCAAGCAGGCCAUCGAGUACAUGCAAGACGUGAAGAAGCUCAUCGUCCAAGCGGGACUCAAGUUCCCAGUCACGAUUGCCGACAUUGGCGAUUCGUACAUGUGGUAUCCUGAAUUGGCGGCUGCGGUCGACAUCAUUUCGAUCAAUCAGUUUCCGUUCUGGGAAGGGCGGCCUGUGGAUGGAGCGAUCCAGUUUAUGGCCGACCGCGUCGCGCCGCUGGUCAAGCUCGCAAAGGAGAACAACAAACAGAUCAUGGUCGGCGAGACGGGAUGGGCGACGGCUGGCAAGGCCAAAGCAGCUGGCGAAGCGUCCCCAGAAAACGCUGCGGCGUGGCUCAACGACUUCCACGUGUUCGCAACGGAGCAGCAGUGGCGAUACUACUACUUUACCUCGUUCGACACGCCGUGGAAGCACAAUGCGGACGACCCAAACUCGGAGGCCGAGGUCGAGAACCACUUUGGUCUCUUCGACUCGACGCGCCAACUCAAGCCGUGCUACGCGAACCUGAACGUGAAGAAGCGCGUCGUGAUCAUCAAGGACGACGGAUCCAAGCCCACGACGACCCCGUUCAAUGCCAAGCCCAAAACGGACACCCUCCUCAAUACGACUACCUCAUCGUCGACCAAACCUGUCGCCACCGCCAAGCCCGGGUCGCCGACCACGACGUCAUCGUCGGCGGCGGGCUCGACUCGCGCCACCAUGACGCCAGCUCCAUCGUCCUCGCCGUCGACUGUUGUGCCAUCCAACUUGGCAGGCACGGCCACUAGCGCCGCAACAGCGUCGACACUAGUUAGCAUGGCUGUCUUGGUUGCCUCGAUGGCGGCGCUUGCCAUGUAGGAACUACGCCAAACGACGCGCAUGUGCCUUUUGUAACACGAAGGGUUAGUUGCAUG
Messenger RNA from Aphanomyces invadans, 1349 nucleotides. RefSeq lists its product as hypothetical. The coding region runs from base 49 to 1293 and encodes 414 amino acids. NCBI's taxonomy places the organism in Eukaryota, Oomycota, Saprolegniomycetes, Saprolegniales, Verrucalvaceae. The transcript is spliced from 3 exons. The record is from RefSeq and is a predicted model, not a curated record.